GUCAACGUCGUCAUCUCUCUCUCUCUCUCCGCGCGCGUACCUGCAAGAAGCAAGUGCGUGAGGCCGCGUGGAGAGAGAAGAGAAGAGAAUAAGCUAGCAUCAGAUCGUCGGAGAUGGCGACCAAGACACCGGCGGCGGCGGCGGCGCUGCUGCUGUGGUUGGUUGUGGUGGCGUCGUCCCCGCGGGCGGCGCUGGGCAACUGCCGCGACGAGUGCGAAGCCGCCUGCAUUGGAUGGCCCAUCGUCUGCAAGCUCUCCUGCGCCAGCGCAUGCAUGGGACAAGCCGGGAUUGCAACAAUGAGCACGACGGCGUCGGCGGCGGCGGCACCACCAAAGCACCCAGCAGCAUCCGCACCAGCACCUUCACCUUCAGGUGGCGGCGUGUUGGUGCUCAGGAAGGGCCUCAAGGCAUCAUCAGCAAACUAAACCACCACCUUCUUCUUCUACUUACUAACUGGAGUAAAUAGAUAAGAGUACAUGAUAUGAAUAUGAUGAUGGCCCGCCCAUCACUUUCCUUUCC
Setaria italica (foxtail millet) is the source of this 519-nucleotide messenger RNA. RefSeq lists its product as uncharacterized. The coding region runs from base 114 to 425 and encodes 103 amino acids. The record is from RefSeq and is a predicted model, not a curated record. The transcript is spliced from 2 exons. NCBI's taxonomy places the organism in Eukaryota, Viridiplantae, Streptophyta, Magnoliopsida, Poales, Poaceae.